UCAAGGGGGAGGAGCAGGAUGGGGGCUUCCACCCCGUGGGGCUUUAGGGGGUCUCAAAAGCCCUGCAGUCCCAUUCCUGUGUGAUUCAUACCCUGCCUUCUAGAUACAGCUGGGAGCUCCACCAGAAACAAAGGGAGGAUGCCAGAGCCCUUAAAGAAAACAGUUUCUGCAUUUACCAAGAAGCCAAAGACAACAGAGGUGACAGCCGGAAACACAGCUGUGUUUGAAGCAGAGACAGAAAAAUCUGGCAUCAAGGUGAAAUGGCAGCGAGCUGGCACAGAAAUUACUGAAAGUGAAAAAUAUGUCAUCAAGACAGAAGGCAACAAGCAUUCGCUGACAAUCAAUAACGUAGGAAAAGAAGAUGAUGUGACAUAUGCUGUAAUAGCUGGAAGUUCCAAGGUCAAAUUUGAACUCAAGGUCAAGGAACCAGAAAAGAGUGAGACAGUCACUCCUGCAGAAGCUGCUCCAGCCCCAGCUGCCCCAGAGUCACCUGCUCCACCAGCAGAAAGCAGCCAAAACACAGAAGUUUCAUCAGCUGAGACACACCCAGAAGAACCUCUGGACCCCAUUGGGCUCUUUGUGGCACGACCACAGGAUGGAGAAGUUACUGUUGGUGGAAACAUCACAUUCACUGCCAAAGUAGCCGGUGAGAGCCUGCUGAAGAAGCCAUCAGUGAAAUGGUUCAAAGGAAAGUGGAUGGACCUGGGAAGCAAAGUGGGGAAACAUCUCCAGCUACAUGACAGUUAUGAUCGAAAUACCAAGGUGUACACCUUUGAAAUGGAAAUCAUAGAAGCAAACAUGACUUUUGCAGGAGGGUACAGAUGUGAGGUGUCUACCAAGGACAAGUUUGAUAGCUCUAAUUUCAGCCUGACAGUCAAUGAAGCACCUGUAAGCGGAGACUUGGACAUCCGAGCUGCCUUCCGCCGCACUACUGAAGGACAUGAUGAUGGGGCAGAGUUUAAUUUCAGCUCCCUACUGAAAAAAAGAGACAGCUUCCUGCGCCCUUCCAACCGAGGUGAAGGAAAAUCUGAAUCACAAUCUGAUGUUGAUGUCUGGGAUAUCCUGAGGAAAGCUCCUCCUACGGAAUAUGAGAAAAUUGCUUUCCAGUAUGGUAUCACAGAUUUGCGUGGGAUGCUGAAACGCCUCAAACGCAUAAAGAAGGAAGAGAAAAAAAGCACAGCAUUCCUCAAGAAACUGGAUCCAGCUUACCAAGUAGACAAGGGGCAAAAGAUUAAAUUAAUGGUUGAAGUUGCCAAUCCAGAUGCUGAUGUGAAAUGGCUGAAGAAUGGACAGGAGAUCCAAGUGAGUGGCAGCAAAUAUAUUUUUGAGGCUGUUGGGAAUAAGAGAAUACUGACCAUAAACCACUGCUCCCUGGCUGAUGAUGCAGCAUAUGAAUGUGUGGUAGGGGAUGAGAAGAGCUUCACAGAAUUAUUUGUAAAAGAACCUCCAAUCCUGAUCACUCACCCACUGGAGGACCAGAUGGUGAUGGUUGGAGAGAGAGUGGAAUUUGAGUGUGAAGUGUCUGAGGAAGGAGCUACUGUGAAAUGGGAAAAGGAUGGAAUUGAACUGACACGAGAAGAAACAUUUAAAUACCGAUUCAAGAAAGAUGGAAAAAAGCAGUAUCUCAUUAUUAAUGAGUCAACCAAGGAGGACAGUGGACACUACACUGUGAAGACCAAUGGUGGGGUAUCAGUCGCUGAACUGAUUGUGCAAGAGAAAAAGCUGGAAGUUUAUCAGAGCAUUGCAGACCUGACAGUGAAGGCACGUGACCAGGCAGUCUUCAAGUGUGAAGUUUCAGAUGAAAACGUGAAAGGAAUCUGGCUGAAAAAUGGAAAGGAGGUGAUCCCAGAUGAAAGGAUAAAGAUCUCCCAUAUUGGCAGAAUCCAUAAGCUAACUAUUGAGGAUGUAACACCAGAGGACGAGGCUGAUUAUUCCUUCAUUCCUCAAGGAUUUGCUUAUAACCUUUCUGCCAAGCUUCAGUUUUUGGAGGUCAAGAUAGAUUUUGUACCAAGAGAAGAACCCCCUAAAAUCCACCUUGACUGUCUGGGCCAAUCCCCUGACACUAUUGUCGUGGUGGCUGGGAACAAACUGAGGCUGGACGUUCCUGUAUCAGGAGAUCCAACACCCACUGUCAUCUGGCAGAAAGUGAACAAGAGAAACGACCUACUUCGAAACAGUGAUGAUUCCAUGACUCCCUCAGAAAAUAGCAGUGAUUCAAAUACCGACAAUAAGCUCCUGUUUGAAUCUGAAGGCAGAGUCCGUGUGGAAAUGCAUGAAGAUCAUUGUGUCUUCAUCAUUGAAGGGGCAGAAAAAGAGGAUGAGGGAGUUUACAGAGUUAUACUUAAGAAUCCAGUUGGAGAAGAUAAGGCUGAUAUCACAGUCAAAGUUAUUGAUGUUCCUGACCCUCCAGAAGCUCCCACAAUCAGCAACAUUGGAGAAGAUUACUGCACUGUGCAGUGGCAACCCCCUAAAUACGAUGGUGGGCAACCAGUACUCGGCUAUAUUUUAGAGAGAAAGAAGAAGAAGAGCUAUCGAUGGAUGAGGCUGAACUUUGACCUUUUAAAGGAGCUGACCUAUGAGGCCAAGAGGAUGAUUGAAGGAGUGGUUUACGAGAUGCGGAUUUAUGCUGUGAAUUCCAUUGGCAUGUCCCGGCCCAGCCCUGCCUCCCAACCCUUCAUGCCAAUUGCUCCUCCAAGUGAACCAACACACUUCACAGUGGAGGAUGUUUCUGACAGCACCGUUUCCUUGAAGUGGAGGCCCCCUGAGCGGAUUGGGGCUGGGGGAUUAGAUGGUUACAUGGUGGAAUACUGCAAAGAUGGAUCUACAGAAUGGAUUCCUGCCCUUCCUGGCCUAACCGAGCGCACGUCUGCACUGGUUAAAGAUCUGGUCACAGGGGACAAACUUUAUUUCCGUAUCAAGGCUGUAAACCUGGCUGGUGAGAGUGCAGCAGCAACAAUAAAAGAGCCAGUUACUGUUCAAGAGAUCCUGCAGCGUCCCAAAUUCUGGCUGCCACGCCACCUCAGACAGACUCUGGUGAAGAAAGUGGGUGAAACAAUCAAUAUUGUGAUCCCUUUUCAGGGUAAACCAAGACCUAAAAUCACUUGGCUGAAAGAUGGUCAAGCUCUAGACUCCAAAGAUGUGGGAAUUCGGAACAGCAGCACGGACACAAUCCUUUUCAUCAGAAAAGCAGAGCUUCAUCACUCAGGAGCAUAUGAAGUCACUCUUCAGAUAGAAAACAUGUCUGAUAAAGUUGCAAUAACAAUACAAAUCAUAGACAAGCCUGGUCCUCCUCAGAAUAUAAAGCUUGUAGAUGUUUGGGGAUUUAAUGCAGCCCUGGAGUGGUCACCUCCCCAGGAUGAUGGCAAUGCUCAGAUCUUGGGCUACACAGUUCAGAAAGCUGACAAAAAAACAAUGGAAUGGUACACGGUUUUUGAUCACUAUCGUCGCACAAACUGUAUCGUGUCAGACCUCAUAAUGGGAAAUGACUAUUUCUUUCGAAUCUUCAGUGAAAAUUUGUGUGGACUGAGUGAAACUGCUGCAACCACCAAAAAUCCUGCCCAUAUCCAAAAAACAGGCACCACUUACAAACCCCCUUGUUACAAAGAGCACGACUUCUCGGAAGCCCCGAAGUUCACCCACCCUUUGGUGAACCGCUCUGUGAUCGCGGGCUACAACACCACUCUCAGCUGCGCUGUCAGAGGCAUCCCCAAGCCAAAGAUAUUCUGGUUCAAAAACAAAAUGGAUCUCUCUGGGGAUGCCAAGUACCGCAUGUUCAGUAAGCAGGGGGUGCUGACCCUGGAGAUCCGCAAGCCCACUCCCUUUGACGGAGGCAUUUACACCUGCAAAGCUGUCAAUGAGUGUGGUGAAGCUGAAAUAGAGUGCAGGCUGGAUGUCAGAGCUCCUCAGUAAAACUCUGAAUCUCAGUUGAUCUGAAAGUCAAGCAUUAGAGUGGAACUUGAAAAGAAGAAAAGUGAAGAUAUUAAUGAAACACAAAUUCUGCUCAUUCAGGAGUCCUGCUCAUCUUAGCAAUCACUUAAUACACAUGUACAAGGAGGCAGCAGUGUUGUGUAAUGUCCUGCUUACUCAGUGUGUUUUCUGACAAUAUUUCCUCUUUUCAUAUAUCUGUUGUAGUUAGAUUGCUCUUGUCUCCACAUGAAGUACUUAAAAUAAAUCAAGAUAAACUUUUCCCCCAUUACAUACAUAAAAUUUUUUUUAAAAAAUAGUAAAAUUAUGUAAAACUGAAAAAACCCUAGUCAUUUCCUAAUGUCUGAAACAAGCAUAAAUCCCCCAAUUCUACAGUUCACUCCAUUUUCUCUUUGCAGAACUCUGACAUUCUUCAUAAGAAACAAGUAGCUCAGAAUAAUGAAGCAGUAAGAUACUGUUUACAGUAUAUAAUCAUUAUAUUUGUCUCUGUGCCACAGAAUGUAACUUUCAUUCCUGCUGUUUUUACUGUCAGUGAGUGCUUGAACUAUCCGCUGUUAUGCUCUCGAGCAGAACUGUGUCCAAACCACACCAUUUGGGAACCACUGGCCAUAGCUACUGUUCUGCUUUUUAUAGAAAAUAAUUCCUUUGAUAAGUACUCACUACUUGUUUUCUAGCUUUUAAAAAGACACCAGCAUAGAAGUCCAGUUAUUAGAUGGUUUUUUUCUACCAAUCAGAGACAUCACAUGAAUCCACAUGGAUAAUUUUGCAUGUCAGAUGAAAGAGUGAAAAUUCUAGCAAGGGAGACUAUUUGCAUGUAAAUAAAAAACUUUAAAGAGAAGCUUGGAAUGAAUGAAAUAAACUCACUGUAAUAAUUCUUCCUGAAGGUUUGUGAAAGGCCAUGAGUGAUAUGUAAGCACUUUUGCAGAUUAUUUUGUCUAAGCAAAUGACACGAUAGCAUUUCUAGCUUCUCACGUACAAGUUUGAAGAGUAUCUGGGGUAGGUUUUUCCUGCAGUAGUUGAUAGUUUCUGGCUGGGAAGUACAUUUUAAUGAUCACAGGAGAAGGCAAGAAGAUGAUUUUAAUCCAGGGAGCAUUGCCUUUUGGAAGAAUCUACACAAAGGAGCUGAAGUAACACUCCUCCUCUGCCUCCAACAUGCCACUUGGGAUGGCAAAGCAUAUCUGACACAGUGUGUUAGUUGUAUUAGCCAAGCAAAGGCAUCUUCAUAAUAAAAGCACUGAUGGUCAUAAGACGUGUAUUUUAAUAAUUUCAUUAUGAUAUCAGAACAAAAAAGGAUACUCUCUAAAACCAAAGCAAACUUAUACCAGAUUAACACUUGUCUGUUGCACAUUGUUGUUAUUCAACAAAUAAAUAAAAUUUUAAAAGGAAAAUAUGCAGCCAGGUUUACAUUGUUUUGUGCUUACACUUUCUGAGCAAUGUUAUUAUUUUUUUUUAAAAAGGCACAUGCCACAGAUAAAAGACAGAGAUGAUCUAUUUUCUAAAGAACCUGUGACCAGAAGGCAGUGGACCAAGAGGACAAUCGCAGCAUUUGUGGGACAAUGCAUAUUGCAAAGCAGUGAAUUGCAAAAGUUGGAGCCUAAUUCCAUAGGGCCUUCUAAGAAUGCUCCACUUGAAAAACACAAAUUAGUUUUGAUUUCCAAAACUUCCAAUGACAAUUAGUCAAAUGCAAAUCCAAAGCAUUACAAAAGAGAAGCACUAACUAGAUUUUUAAAAAGUCUUCAUAAAAAUAAGAAUUCUGAGUUCCAAACACUAACCACUCCUCAAUUUCCUGAAAAGAGGAAAAGAGGGAAGGUGCACCUGCAAAGCCUCAACUUCCUGUAAUUAUUUCAAGAAAGGUCUUCAGAAAAUGGUAGGUGUUUAUUGAUGUUUUGCCAGCAUAUACUAUUGUCAUCUAUCUGUUCAGUGGCUGACACAGAUCCUAAAAGUAGAGUCACUAAUUGCCCAUUAAUUCCAUGCUGGUAAUAAAUAAAUGAUUAAGUAAAUAAUCUUCAUCCCCAUCUGAUUAAAACCAUAUACACUGAGAAGCUUCUCCUAGCCUACCUGGUUAAGAACAACAAAGUAUCUCCCAAUUUUUUCCCCAUUGCACCUGAAAGACUACUUGAUGAAUGACAGUUUAGACUAUCAUUCCCUGGGUGAGAUCUCCUCUGAUGUAAAAUCAGCCUUAUCUCCAAAUGUCAUGGCAAAUAUUCUUACCUUGUAGUUGUUUAGUACUGUUAGAAGUGUGUAAGGUUUGUUCAACAGUAAAAGAAAAAAUCAAAAUAGGUCAUAAAGUUUAAAAAUUCCUACCUAGCAGCAGUCCUGCUGAAGUUCUUCCAGUAGUUUUCUCCAUCAAGACAAAACAAUCUGUUAUUGCUCCAGUAAAAAGACCCUUCCAUGUGAAAAAUAUAUGUAAACAUAAGUUCUUCAGGCUGAUUAUUUCUAUCCAGUUGGAUGUGAAACUGAUUGUAAGUUUUGAUGCUUCCACAAUUUCCAUUUAAAUCCUAUCAAAUGAGGCUGCUGGCUGCCUGUUCAGUGUACAUGCCUUUCCUUCAGACUAUGAACUAUACACCUGAUGGAGAUACUUGGAUGCUUUGAAUUAACAUAUGUAAGACUCAUUUGAAGCACAGGGGUGCUGCAGAGCAUUACUAAAGCCCAGUGCUUCACUUCAGGUAAGAAACAUCACUUCUAAAAUAUUAUGACGAAGAAAAAGCACCUCCAGUAUUCCUACCAGCCCAGUUCUCUCAGGAUGGCUUACCUGCCAAGCAAACCCUCUGCUGACACUUCAGCCUGAGACAAGACAUAUUUCGCACCACAGUAUCAAUUCUCUUAUUUCAUUCAUGUUUUCAGCACUGUUGUGUAAAUACCCUAAGUAAACAAUAUUUAUUUACUCCUGGCAAUGGGAAGCUUCAUAAAAGCCACCAGCUGGAACUGAACUGUCAAAUGAAAACAAACCUUAUCUGAGCACCUUGUUUCCUUGAGAUUGCCUUAGUCCUCAAAUCCUGACCAUUAUUCUGUGAGCAAAUAAUAAUAGCAAAAUGAGUUAAUGAUUGACCAUUACUUCUAAAAUAACAAAGAAAAUGGCUAAAGAGCUCUCUCAUGCACCACCUCUUCCCUUCAGUGCCAGGAGCUCCCCCCACCCACUUGUCAGCUCUUGCUCUGAGAGAUUAUUGCUCAGGGCUGCAAGGCAUGAAGAAAAUCUCUUCAAAUUGUGGUGUGAGCAUAGCAGAUUAAGGUAAAGCUGCUGGGUUUCCUCCUUUUCCUCUUCAGCAGGCUUAUACAGAUGCUGUCAAAGGCUGUGUGGGAGUUAAUGGAUGGUCCCCCAUGGAGAUAGUUCUUUUUUCCUAUUAACAAAUAACAAGUAGGUCAGUUGAAGCUAAAGAAGGAAAUUACAGUUAUGUCCACACAGCAGUCAUGCCAGUGACUGUUUGGCAGAGCUUCUCAGGUUGCAGCCUGUUCUGUAUUCUGCUAUCAUAGAUCCACAACUGUUACUUUAAAGCUAGCAGGCUUAUCUCUGGUGACACCUGCAGAAUAAAAGUGAUUGCUGUUUCUUUCCUGAGCCUUAGUUUUCUGACUGGUUAAUAAAAAUCUCAAGAGUAUUUCAUUCCUAAGUCACUGUAAAUCUACUAGAGCACUAUAUGCUCUAGUACUACAGCUAUUCUUGCAGAAAGGGUGCCAACUUCUAAUAUAUUUUUAUACCAUCCACAAUGCAGGUGAAUACUUGUGUUUCCAAGGAAAGGUAACCUGAGUAAUAAGAAGCCAUGUUUCCAUCAGUGAUGUUGUCACCAAUGUUUCCAUGACCUAGGUGAUCUAGAUGACCUUCAAAGGUCCCUUUCAAACCAAAAUGUUCUAUUAUUCUUAAGCAGCUUUGCUGCCUAAGCUACAAUACUUACGUGAUAUAGUGGAGUAUAAUGCAAAUUAAAUUGAUUGAGUAGAAUUGUCCCAACAGAAUGUUUAUGAAAAGUACCUCACGUAUCUUGAGAUUAUCUUCCUCUUCCUCUCUGUAAGAUGGAACACUUAUCUUUACCAACUCUUUCAGAUUUUUCUAGGCUUACUAUAUCAAAUUAUAUAUAAAAAUUCAAUUCUACUUAUUGAAAAUUACUGUGAGAGAUCAAGGCAUUCCUACAUAUUAUUUUAACAAAAUUUUCAGUGCAGGACAUGCCAAACAUUUAAAGAUAGCCUCGAUACAUCUCACCUGCAGGUUUCAUUCCCUAUGAGAAAGGAUUAUUGUUCUAAUUAUUUCAAGAGAGAUCUACAAUCGAGUAGAAUGAAUCAAAACAUAAGACAAUAUUAUUUGGUAGAACUUUUUCCUUAAUGGAAUCAUAUCAUGGCCAUUCAAAGAACAGUAGCAAGAGAAAAGAUUUUUCUGGAAGUCAGAAAAAUCAUUUAUGUUGCUUUGAUCACAGAAUUCCUUUGAAACAAAAUCCUUGUAUGUAUUUAGGAGAGAAGUUUGUCACUUACAUGUCAUCUCAGAGUAGGUUUAGAACUACAAGCUGUUCCUGUCUCCUUACAAAAGAAUUUUAUAAGAACAGUCUGCUGAGAUUAAAAAUAGCCCCACUGAUACCUUUCAAGUGCUUAGCAAGAAGAGAACUCUAUUUUAGGGAAACAAAAGCUGUCAUAGAGAUAUCCUUUACUUGUCAUUGGGCAGGGUCCCCACAGCAGUCUGCAUAAGCAAUACAUCCUAAACAGCAUGAACUGGUGAAAUUUUAAAAGAAAUAGAUAAGAACAGCCUCACUUAUUAGGUCCAGAUAUGGAAAAAAAUAGUCAAGCAUCUGCUUUGUGUGCCAGACAGAAACAUUGUCAAUAACCAGCCCUGAAAGCACAGAUAAGUGUCAUAGUUAUGAACACAUUUCAGUCAAUAAUUGUGUAUUAGCACAGCUAAUACAAAGACAAAUAAUCUAAAAAAGUGACUAAUCUAAAAUAUUUAAAACAUCAGUGGACAAGGGAAUGUAAAACAAAAAUAAGUGUUAAGUGUGCUCCCUUUUUCUUCUUAUCCAUGGAUAAUAGCUUGAAUGUGAUUUUGUGUUCUAUACAAUGUAUUUAGCAAACAUAAACAAUAUACAUAGUUUCCACUCUUUUGCUUUGAAGUACAAAUUGUGGGACCCAAAUACAUGAACCCAAAGUGUGGAUGGAUACACUUUCACCUUCAAUAAGGUUGCAUUCCUUUGGUACCUGUCAUAAUGCUAACAAUUUCCCCAGAAAUCCAAAUAUAUUCCAGGAAAUUAUGACCACAAAAAGACUAAGUAUCAAUAUAACUCUCAAAUACACUUUUGUUUCAUGGUUCAUGUACCCAGGGAAAAAAUGGCCAAAAAAUCCAAGCUUCUCUUCUUCUUUGUAGGUGAGCUCAUUGUAUGUGAUGCCUGAAAAGAAAACCCCAAGUACAGUAGAUUUUGAUCAUAGGAAAGUCCUCAAAAAUUUCUACCUGAAAACAGGACUUGUUCUUCCUCACUGGUAUGAAGGGGGAUUACUGGACUGUGUAUCUACAAAGCAUAGUAUUUGCUGUUAUGAUUUUUGUUUCCUACAGUACUGAAAAACAUUAACAAUUUAUGACAUUUUUAGGCUACUGCAUUACACCAAUUUAUUAUUUAUUUAUUAAUCUGGAUUACACCAAUUUAUUUAUUUUUAAUAUCAAAUCAAAUGGUUGUGUCAUUUCUAGCAGUGUAGGGAAGAGCUGCUGCUGGAAGCUAUCACAGAACAGCAGCACUAAGACUGGAAAUCUUUCCUUUCCCUCUAUA
Messenger RNA from Zonotrichia albicollis (white-throated sparrow), 9653 nucleotides. The record is from RefSeq and is a predicted model, not a curated record. Lineage: Eukaryota; Metazoa; Chordata; Aves; Passeriformes; Passerellidae.